AUGAAAGAAUACUUCUCAAACUUUUUACAGAAGAUUCAAGUGUCAGCCAAUGACCAAGAAAAAACAUCCAACUGGGUCAAUAGGGAUAUCAUGCCCUUACCAUCUCGCAGAUGUACUUGGAAUGAUUGGGAUUUUGUUGGAUUCUGGGCUGUUAUUGCCUUAUCUAUUUCUACAUGGCAAGGCUGUUCUUCAUUGCUAUCCAUUGGUUUGAACGUUUGGCAAUCGAUGGUGAUAAUUAUUAUUGCCAAGUUGUUAAUGUUCUUGAUAGCUGUUGCCCACGGUUGGGGCGGUGCCGUUUGGCAUAUUGGAUUCCCGAUUUACUGCCGAUUUACCUUCGGAAUCAUCGGCUCGUUUUUUGCAUUUGCUCAAAGAAUAAUCCUUUGCAUUGUCUGGUAUGCAGAGCAGGCAUAUACUGGCGGAAUGUGCUUAUCAAUUUUGCUAGGGUCUAUCUUUCCAUCCUUUUAUAGGAUGAAAAAUCACUUUCCCGAAAGCCUCCCGAUGACCACAAAGACUUUUAUUGGGUUUGUCCUUUACCAUGUUUUGUCUAUUCCAUUUUUAUAUAUACCACCCGAAAAGUUUAAAGCUCCAUUCAGAUAUGUGUCAUUGAUAUCGUUGGCCGCAAUAUUGGGAACUUCUAUUGGCUCAAUGGUUCAUGCUCACGGUGCCGGGAACUUGUUGACAUCUAAGUCCAGUAUUACUGGAUCGUCUAAUAUGGGAAUGACCUGGAUGUACGGUAUUAAUAUUGUGAUUAAUUCAUACGCGGUUGGAUUAGCAAACCAGCCCGACUUUUCCAGGUUUGUAAAAAGACCCGGCCAACAGAUUUACGGUCAAGCCUUUUCCAUUUUGGUCCUUGGUACGAUUAUUCCUUUUCUUGGUCUUCUUGGUACUUCUGCUGCAUCAAAAAGUUAUGGUGAUGUCAGUACAUUGGGUUUAUGGAAUCCACCUAAUAUUAUCUCUCUGUGGCUUGAAGAAAAAUAUGAUUCAAAAUCAAGAGCUGCAGCUUUCUUUGCGUCGUUUGGAUUCUUCAUUAGUACACUUGGUUUAAAUACCAUUGAUAAUGGUGUCAGCGGAGCUAUGGAUUUGACUGCACUUGUUCCAAAGUUCAUUAAUAUUAGAAGAGGUGUUUACAUUAUUAUGAUAAUUUCUAUUGUGAUCAAUCCUUGGCAAAUAGUUUCUAAGGCCACAAUUUUCACAAAUGUUUUGGGCUCGUAUGGUUGCUUUUUGGGACCUAUGAUUGGAGUUAUGAUCAGUGAUUAUUUUUUGAUUAGAAAGCAAAAGUUGAAAAUUAGUGAUCUUUAUAUUUCGGAAAAAAGCUCAAUAUAUUGGUUCUUCCACGGAUUCAAUCUUAGAUCUUGGGCCUCUUGGAUUGCUGGAUUUAUCCCUGGAAUCAUUGGAUUUCCGUCAGUUAAUCCCGCUCUUACAGGCAAAGUUCCAGAAGCAGCAAUAAAAUUGUUUCAUAUUUCUUUCAUUAUUGGUUUCAUAAUCAGCUUUUUGCUUCAGACUCUUCUUGGUCAUCUUUUCCCUCCAGCGGGAUUAGGUGAAUUGGAUGACGUUAAUACUUCUUUUAGUGGUGAAGAACUUAAUCAAAUUUCUACAAUUCAAGAUAUUAACUCUACAAAGAGUGACGAGCUGGGCUCAUCAAGCAAAUCAGAAGCUGGAAUAAAGGAAUUAUCGGUAACAAAAGCUUAA
Molecule: messenger RNA, 1689 nt
Organism: Brettanomyces bruxellensis
Lineage: Eukaryota; Fungi; Ascomycota; Pichiomycetes; Pichiales; Pichiaceae
Exons: 1
Coding region: 1-1689 (562 amino acids)
Biological process (GO): nucleobase transport; transmembrane transport
Cellular component (GO): plasma membrane
Molecular function (GO): nucleobase transmembrane transporter activity
Source: RefSeq, a predicted model, not a curated record